This is a messenger RNA of Brassica oleracea var. oleracea, 2354 nucleotides long. RefSeq names its product polyadenylate-binding protein-interacting protein 4. Gene Ontology annotation, cellular component: cytoplasmic stress granule. NCBI's taxonomy places the organism in Eukaryota, Viridiplantae, Streptophyta, Magnoliopsida, Brassicales, Brassicaceae. Bases 269 to 2086 code for a protein of 605 amino acids. The record is from RefSeq and is a predicted model, not a curated record. Gene Ontology annotation, biological process: cytoplasmic stress granule assembly. Gene Ontology annotation, molecular function: RNA binding. The transcript has 15 exons.
CAUUCCCCCAUACAUCGAUCUGUGCCGUGCGGCUCUUCGCUCUUUUCAUCAUUUCGCUUCUCGCAAUCAGCUCCGAUCAUUGUCUCCGAAUCGUCAACCGCCACUCUCUCCGCGCGAAUCUCAGCUCCGUACGGAACCCUAACUCGCUCCGGUUGAACCAAUCGAUCGAGCUCGUCCUUCGUCGGAGCAUUUCGUUUUGUAGGUGUGACGGCGAGUUGGUUUUCGGAUCGGGAUCGAAUUUUUGAGUUUGAACAGUUUUGAGGCUGCAAUGAAUAUGCAACCUGGUCUUCCGUCUAAGGCUUCAACAAAUGGAUCUCCCUACAUAAGAGGGGAAAGAGAGGGAGUUCUGAAUAAGGCCAAGUCUAUAAAGUCACAUCCCGCAAAUGCAGCAUCCAAUGGUGAAGCUGGAAGUUUGAAGGGGGAUUCACGCGAUGGUUUAGUGUACCUCACAACGUGUAAGAUUGGGCAUCUUGUGGAAGUGCAUCUGAAAAACGGAUCGGUUUAUAGUGGUAUAUUUCAUGCUGCUGACGUGGAGAAGGAUUUUGGAAUCAUUCUAAAGAUGGCAUCCUUGAUUAAAGAUGGUGGUUUACGAGGGCAUAAAACCCGUUCCGAGUUUGUCAGAAAGCCACCUUCCAAGACAUUCAUUAUUCCUGCUGAUGAACUUGUUCAAGUUAUAGCUAAGGAUCUCUCCAUAUCUAGUGACGGCAUGUCGAAUGCCGUUCAGAGUGAGAAGUCGGGGGAGCUGUUAACGGACUCUUCUAUAUCAAAGUCGUUUCAUACUGACCAGGGAAGAGAGCUAAAACCCUGGAUACCUGAUGGGGAUGUUCCUCAGGGUCUGGAUAAUGUGUUUGAUGACCCUUGGAAAAGGGGUAGGGGGUGGGAUCAGUUUAAGGUGAAUGAGUCACUGUUUGGAGUCAAGAGCACUUUCGACGAGGAAAUCUAUACCACAAAACUUGACAGAGGUAUUCGGACUAGAGAGAUGGAAGAGAGAGCCCAGAGAAUCGCGAGAGAGAUUGAGGGUGAAAAUACCCGAGAUCUUCAUGUAGCAGAGGAAAGAGGCUUUCAGCUUAAUGAGAAAUUUGAUAUUGACGAGGAAUCUAAAUACUCAGCUGUCCUUCCAGUUGAUGCAUUUGAUGAUAGUGGGUUUGAUGAGGAGGACGACGAAUUACUGGACACUUGCAACGAUGAGACUUUUGGUGGUUCAUCUACUUCUACUGUCCAGAGGCCAGCUUCUUCUAGUGGCAAGGGAUAUGAAGAAUUACGGGCUGCCAGUCAGCCUUCUCGGAAUAAUACAAGUGUAGAUCAAAGCUGCUCGAUAUCUGAUGAUCACGCUCAGCACCUUCCCUCUGAACAGCGAUCCAAAGAUUUUAAUGCCCCAGGCAGCAGUAUCAGUGAGAGCCAGUUGGGUGAGCGAAGAAACAAGAAUAAUCCAGAGUUUUCCCACAGUAACAGAUCAGCUGAGGAAUCAGUUUCUGGUCAUGGAGAUACCAAAGAAGGUGCAAAACUUGGUGGUGGUGGAACCUCGGCGUGGAAGACUGUUGCUGAGAAAGAAAGGCAAGUCAGUGAAGUUUCUGGUAAACCAAAAUCUGAAAGCUUUACUGGGCAGUCGGCUUCAAGAAGAAGUUCAGAGAGCCGCCCAGGUCCUUCAACAUCAAGUCGUCCUGGACUAUCACCAAGCUCAUCAAUUGGUUCUUUGUCAUCAUCUGAAAAGUCCACUCUUAAUCCGAAUGCAAAGGAAUUCAAACUGAAUCCAAACGCAAAGAGUUUCAAACCAACAGCUGCUGCGCGACCUCAGUCUCCAAUGGCAGAUGCAUCAUUCUACUACCCUGCUGCACCUGCACCUGUUCAGCAGAUGCCUGGAAUGCCUCUUGGUUACGGAAUUCAACCGCAGUAUCCAGGACAGCAGCAGAUGAUAUAUUAUCCUGGCCACCAGCAUCCUCAAGCCUUUUAUCCUCCAAAUGCACAACCCCAGUUUCCGCAGCAGCAGCAGCAAAUGAUGAUGGGUCGUCAGCCUAGGCCGCAAAUGGUUUACAUGCCUCCUCCUCCGUACCAGCCGGACAAUCCAUAUAAUCAAGGACGAGAGUAAUAACCCGAUGGUUGUGAUGUUGUCUUUUUUUUGGGAAGGAUGUGAACGAACCAACCCUCUGUCUUGGUUUACGUUCUCUCCUUUUUGUUUCUCUCUCUUCCUUGGCCAGUUACUGGAACUAUUUUCUCCAUUUUUAAGAUUCCCGGUCGGAUUUUUAUCUCAUUUAAGAAAAACAAAAAAAAAGAAGCAAAAAACUAUCUAUUUGUAAUAUAUUUGUAUUCUGAAGAUAUACAUAUUUUAGAGUUUAGGUCUUUCUCAUGUGUCGUCA